Molecule: messenger RNA, 1244 nt
Organism: Diabrotica virgifera virgifera (western corn rootworm)
Lineage: Eukaryota; Metazoa; Arthropoda; Insecta; Coleoptera; Chrysomelidae
Gene: TBC1d7
Product: TBC1 domain family member 7
Exons: 4
Coding region: 280-1155 (291 amino acids)
Biological process (GO): activation of GTPase activity; negative regulation of TOR signaling
Molecular function (GO): GTPase activator activity
Source: RefSeq, a predicted model, not a curated record
AGGUGUACUGGGACUAACAGGAUUAUACGGAGCAGUAUUCUUUGUUGUAGCUGUAACUGCAUUUUGGUUUAUGCUAUUGUUUAAAGCUGGUAUCGAUUCCUGGAAGAAAUAUUUUAUAUCUCGAAACUCCCUACUAUUGAAUGGGAUUUUUGGACAUUUCUUCACAUACAUUCUGUGCUGGACUUUCAUUUAUGGAAUGGUGCAUGUUUAUUAAAUUAAUUUACAAAAUAAGUGUUCUAGAGUUAGUACUACAAUUAUCGUGGGGAAGGUUAGGGUAAGAUGGCAGAUGAAAGAAAUUUUCGCUCGGCUUACUACGAGAAAGUAGGAUUUAGGAGUGUAGAAGAAAAAAAAUCACUGGAAAUUUUGUUGAAGGAGAAACCUCUGGAUCGUGGAAAACUGAGGCAGUUCUGUGUAAGAUUUUCUGUGCCAGCUACUUAUAGAAAUCUAGUAUGGAAACUGCUUCUAGGUGUUAUUCCAGUCCAUAUAGACAGCCACAACUUCAUAAUGGACCAAAGAAAACAAGAAUACCAUGAAUUACACAGAGCUCUAACUGUAAUGAGAGUAAUUGACACAAACACUCCAAAACCCCAAGUAUUUUUAGCCAUGUGGCUACUACAAACUGGCAAUUUCACCAUUGAUACUAGUCUGGCCACUGAAAGAGGAUUUACUAACAUAGUUCAGUCCUUCAUGCAAUUUUUCGAAGAUGAUGCAGAUGUCUUUUGGUUAUCUAGAAAUUUUUAUGAGAAUGUCAAAAAGUUUGAUGCUGAUUUAGGGAAAGUCGUGGAGAAAACUUACGUGAUACUGGAGAAAGAAGAUGCUGCAUAUUACAAGCAUUUAAGUAAAACUGGAGUGUUGGACAAUUUACCAUUAGCUAAAUGGUUUGAUUGCUGUUUCGCUGGAAUAUUGUAUAAAUCUGCUCUUGAAAGAAUUUGGGAUAAAUUAUGUGGCGGUUCUUACAAGAUUCUCGCAUUUGUAGCUGUAGUUGUCUUAACAACUUUAAAGGCUCGAAUCAUGAAAUGUAACAACAUUUCUGCUGUUUUGCAGAUCAUAAAAAAUAUAAGUGAAGAAACUGCGGAUGUGAUAGCAAAUAAAUCCAUAGAAAUGUGGCAGCAAUAUGGAACUCCUCUGACUGUACACGACAAACCAAAACCAUAAGUCAUUCUAGUUUUACUGUUAUUCAUGAUUAGAUAGUAACAUAUUAUGCACAUGUCAUUUUUAUUAUGAAUACAAUUUCUUUCAAAUCA